AUGCCGCAAACAUUUACACCUCCAGGGACACCCGUCGAUCAAAGACUCCCUGCAUCUCCAAGUGAAAUUACUCUCGGUCUCUCCAUCCAAUACCUCAUCAAAGACGUUGUCAAGAAGCAACAAUCUUUCCCUCGUUGCUUCUGGCAUAACCUCGGGAUUUGCAGCUGCAGGAACUUGGACGAGAUCUCCGCACUCGAUCAGGCAGAUUUCAGAGGCUUAUACUACAGCGGUGGCCAUGGAGAUUUCGACAAGUUUGGACCCAUGGAACACAGUUUUGUUGUCAAGCAUGAGCUUCUCACCGGUAGUGAAGCUGCCUCUUGUGUCGUCAUGCCACACAUUUACACCAAACGUCGGAGAAACCUCUACGUCUUUAAAACAGUGACAAAGCAGAAGUCCCUCUUUUCGCAUUCGGAAUGGGGAAUUGUCUCGAACGAAGCAUACGUUCUCCUUGGGAUACUCAAGACCAACUUGCAAGCUCAUCCCAAUAUCAUUCAGCUCUUCAAGUGUGUAACCACAAAAGCCAGGGCUGGACUGUUUCUGCAUAUAUUGCAAAUGGAGUAUUGUGAUGGCGGCGAUCUUUGGGAACUCAACUCCCGCUGCCUGAAACAUGGUGCACGUAUACCUAAAUCUUUGGUCAUACAUAUUUUCAAGUCACUGGUUACAGCACUAGCAUACCUCCAUCACGGUCUCAUUUUCCUGCCCAAUGGAACCACACAACGACAUUUCCUUCCCGCCUCACCAAAACGCUGGCAAAGUAUUCUCCACAAUGACAUCAAAUCUGAAAAUAUCCUUCUUCGCUGGCCUGCUUAUGCUUCUGAAUCCUCGCGUUUUCCGGAAAUCGUGCUCUCAGACUUUGGAACUUCAGGUAUUGAGAAUAAAGCCUUUGGCCCGAGAGGCACGUACCGUUAUGCCGCCCCUGAAAACCAAGAGGCUUUUGACCUUCGUACCAGUUUGAUCCACCAUCUCAACUUUAAAUCUGCGGAUAUCGUCAGCAAUGGCAUUAUCUGCACGACGAAAUCGGAUAUAUGGAAUCUCGAUUUCGGAAAGGUGAUGCAGGAAAUGAUGCCAGAGUAUCACAAAGUUGAUGGACGGGAGAUUGAGAAAAGGCAAGGGUGGUGGACUGGUUUGGAGGAGAUUUAUGGAGAAGAUUUUGUGAGGUGGGUGAGGAAGUGUUUGGGUAGUACGCCGCUGGGCCGGCCGAGUGCUAGGGAGUUGUUUGAGAAGGCGGUGAGGGAAAUUAGGGAGGAUGGUGAAGACACAGGCGAGGAAAGGGGACAGAAUUUGCCAAAAUGGUUUUGGGGGUGA
This is a messenger RNA of Aureobasidium pullulans EXF-150, 1305 nucleotides long. RefSeq names its product kinase-like protein. Lineage: Eukaryota; Fungi; Ascomycota; Dothideomycetes; Dothideales; Saccotheciaceae. The record is from RefSeq and is a predicted model, not a curated record. Gene Ontology annotation, biological process: protein phosphorylation. Gene Ontology annotation, molecular function: protein kinase activity; ATP binding. The transcript has a single exon. The coding region runs from base 1 to 1305 and encodes 434 amino acids.